UCGGACAUCUUCCAUCAGGAUGACAUAUGAAUUCAUAAGUACCAAAGUUACAGAAAAAUCUGAAUACGCUUAUCCCAGGCUGAUAUAACUCCCCAUGACAUCUCACUAGCUGAAGAUCAGUCGUUGCCUUACUACAGCUUCACUGCUUUACUCUAUACUGGGAUAUAGUAAGGUCCUGUUUGGAUAAAUAAGCUAUUGUUAUUAUUGCUAAUCAGCACUGAUUAAUUCCUCCUCAUCAUGGAGAUAGCCUACCACUUUGUACGACUUGCAGUAGUGUUGUACUGUGCAGCUGUAGUCUUUGGGGAAGAACAGAGUCCUUCCCGUCAACCAAUAUCUGAUGAGUCACCAUUGCUGCGAAGUGUGUCCACAACAGAAGAGACAAACAAACUCAAGACCUCAAACCCCAACAUGACUGAAAGUAAAGGUUAUCAACUGAGGAAGAGUAGAAGGUAUCCAGUGUGCGGCCAUCAGCUCAAGAUCAAGGACACUUUCAAAUAUAUUAACACAGUGGUGUCAUGUCUGAUAUUCAUAGUCGGGAUUAUUGGAAACUCAACCCUGUUGAGAAUAAUCUACAAAAACAAAAGCAUGAGAACUAAGACCAACUAUUUGAUCGGCAGCCUAGCCAUAGGAGAUCUGCUUCAUAUCAUAAUAGAUAUACCAGUCUCCAUGUAUAAGCUGUUCUCCAAUAACUGGACCCUUGGAGUUGAAAUCUGCAAACUGAUUCCAUUCCUGCAAAAGUCUUCUGUUGGGAUCACAGUUCUGAGCCUGUGUGCCCUCAGUAUUGACAGGUACAGAGUGGUUGCAUCCUGGAAUCACGUUGGCGGGAAUCGUGAUACUAAAUCAACCAUAUUAGAAAUAAUAUUUAUAUGGAUUAUUUCAGUCAUACUGGCAACCCCAGAGGCCAUAGGUUUUAAUAUCAAACAUUAUGAAUAUAAUGGACAAGACUUAAAAACCUGUAUGUUCUACCCAAGCCAAAUGACAUUGUUCCUGGAGUUUUACAAGACCUUCAAAGAUCCAUGGCUUUUCAGCAUCUAUUUCUGCCUCCCUUUGCUUGUUACUGCAAUGUUUUAUACUCUGAUGACAUUUGAGCUGCUACGCAAGAAAAGUGGAAUUACAAAUUCAUUGAAUGACCAUAUAAAACAGAGACGUGAUGUUGCUAAAACUGUGUUUUGCCUAGUGCUGGUAUUUGCCAUUUGCUGGCUACCUCUGCAUCUUAGUAAGAUGAUCAAGUUUAUAUUUGACUACAGAGGAUACACCAUGAACUGUGAACUUCUGAGUUUUUUCUUAUCAGUCAAUUACAUUGGUUUGAACAUGGCUAACUUAAAUUCCUGUAUUAAUCCAAUUGCACUUUACUUGGUCAGCACAAAGUAUAAAAACUGCUUUAAGUCAUGUUUAUGCUGUUGGUGUCAACCUGAAGAUUUAAAAAAUGUGGAAGAUAAACAGUCAUGUAUCAAAUUCAAAGGUCAUGAUCAUUCAUAUGAGACAUUCAACCAAGCAAAUAAAGACAUUCUCCAUGAAACAGAGAACAUAUCAAUGUGAUUUCAAUACUGUGGCUUAUUCCACCAAAUCCUUUCUUUGCAAGAGAAUAUGAAAUGAUAAGCUGGAUUUCAAGUUGCAGCACUAAAAAACAUACUACAAAGACCAAAAAAAACUACUCAAGAGUGCAUCAGCUCUUACCAACACUCCACUCUCAUUGGUCAUCUAGGUUUAAAGGGGUACUCCCCUCGAAAAUAUUUUUUUUUAUAUCAACUGGUGCCAGAAAGUGAAACAGAUUUGUAAAUUUCUU
Hyla sarda is the source of this 1786-nucleotide messenger RNA. It is a transcript of the gene EDNRB, whose product is annotated as endothelin receptor type B. Gene Ontology annotation, biological process: regulation of blood pressure; enteric nervous system development; G protein-coupled receptor signaling pathway. Lineage: Eukaryota; Metazoa; Chordata; Amphibia; Anura; Hylidae. The transcript has 9 exons. Gene Ontology annotation, cellular component: membrane. Gene Ontology annotation, molecular function: endothelin receptor activity. The coding region runs from base 238 to 1539 and encodes 433 amino acids. The record is from RefSeq and is a predicted model, not a curated record.